Messenger RNA from Rotaria sordida, 1014 nucleotides. The record is from the annotation of a GenBank genome assembly. Lineage: Eukaryota; Metazoa; Rotifera; Eurotatoria; Philodinida; Philodinidae.
CAACGUUUUGAUGUAUCAACUACAACGUUCGAUGAAUAUGAUCAACGACAACAAUGGUCUAAUACAUUAAACAGUGGUUUACCAUCAUCACCUUCUUCUGCUCAUCGUCAUGAUGGUUAUAUUCGACCUUUAACUCCUCAAAAACCCUCUUUACAAACAGAUACUAAUACCAUUCGUGUUGAUAUUGAUGAUCCACGUAGUAGAACACCUUUAACACCAUCUCGAACAUCAUAUUAUGAUUCUUCUGAAAUUCCAGUAAUUUAUCGUAGUUCAACAACAGUUUAUACAAAAGAUAGACAUAAUUAUGUUGAUGGUGGUGAAGUUCGAACAUGGAGUAUUCAAGAUAAUAAUGAUAUUGAUAUAAAUCAAAAACCAUCAAAAUCUAUUCAAAUUGACUGUACACAUAAUAAUCAUGAUACUGUUCUACCGAAGAUUACAAAUGAAUAUCAAUAUAAUUCAAAAAUUCGUGAACAAGAAACAAAUCGUAAUGAUAUGCAAGAAGAAAACUAUAUAGUUUCAUAUGAAUAUGAACAACAAUAUCCAUAUGAUGAACGGCAAUAUUCAAAUGAUCGAUAUUCUCAUAAUUUCAAUAAUGAUAGAAAUUCAAUUUUUACACAACCAUCAAUUGUAGCUGAACGAGAAAAAACCUAUGAUCAAUCACCGUAUUCAUAUCAAACUACUGAACAUAGACAGGAGUCUAUUAAUGCAAUAAUUCCUAUUCAAAAUUCCGAAGCAUUACUUCGACCUUAUAUAUUAAAAUGUUCGGAUUCUUAUGAUGGUCUUGGAAUUUUAAUAUCUGGUGAUAAAACAACAGGUUUAAAUCCUCGUAUUCGUGAUAUUGAACCUGGAUCUCCAGCUUAUCAACUUGGUUUACGUAAAGGUGAUCGUAUUAUUUAUAUUAAUGGUAUUAAUGUUGAGAAGCUUGAAUUUAGUGACGUUCUUCUACUUAUAAGAGAAGGUUUAAAUAAUAAUAAUUUACAAUUGUCGGUUAUUAAUGAAUCCGUACAUUAUUGA